This is a messenger RNA of Rhea pennata, 3707 nucleotides long. RefSeq names its product syntaxin 6 (gene STX6). NCBI's taxonomy places the organism in Eukaryota, Metazoa, Chordata, Aves, Rheiformes, Rheidae. Bases 33 to 797 code for a protein of 254 amino acids. The transcript has 8 exons. The record is from RefSeq and is a predicted model, not a curated record. Gene Ontology annotation, cellular component: endomembrane system; SNARE complex; synaptic vesicle membrane. Gene Ontology annotation, molecular function: SNARE binding; SNAP receptor activity. Gene Ontology annotation, biological process: retrograde transport, endosome to Golgi; Golgi vesicle transport; intracellular protein transport.
AGGCGGCGGCAGCGAGCGGCGCCGGCGCCGCCAUGUCCAUGGAGGACCCGUUCUUCGUGGUGAAGGGGGAGGUGCAGAAAGCAGUGAAUACUGCCCAGGGGCUCUUCCAGAGGUGGACAGAGCUUUUGCAAGAUCCUUCUAUAGCCACAAGAGAAGAAAUCGACUGGACCACUAAUGAGCUCAGGAACAAUUUGCGGAGCAUUGAGUGGGACUUGGAAGACCUGGAUGAAACAAUUAGUAUUGUUGAGGCAAACCCUCGGAAAUUCAACCUCGAUGCAACGGAGUUGGGUAUACGGAAAGCCUUCAUCACAAGCACGCGGCAGGUGGUCAGGGAAAUGAAGGAUCAGAUGUCAAACUCUUCCAUGCAAGCACUGGCUGAAAGAAGAAACAGGCAGGCACUCCUGGGAGAAAGUGGGAGUCAGAGUUGGAGCUCUGCACCUGAAAAAUACAGCCGUCUGGAUCCAGAACUGCAAUUAGCAAAUUCACACUUCAUUGAGGAGCAACAAGCUCAACAACAGCUGAUUGUCGAGCAGCAAGAUGAGCAGUUGGAGCUGGUCUCUGGCAGCAUCGGGGUGCUGAAGAACAUGUCCCAGCGCAUUGGCGGGGAGCUGGAAGAACAGGCAGUGAUGCUGGACGACUUCUCUCAUGAAUUAGACAGCACUCAGUCACGGCUUGAUAACGUCAUGAAGAAGCUUGCAAAAGUGUCUCACAUGACUAGCGAUCGACGGCAGUGGUGUGCAAUUAUCGUCCUCUUUGUUAUCUUGCUGGUGGUGCUCAUCCUGUUUUUUGUCCUGUGAUGGACUGAACUUCCUUGGAAGCCCCCCUUCCCGUCCCCCUGGCCCCUUAAAAUGGGGAAAUGAAACUGUUACCGUUUCCGUCCGCCCUCAGAGAUCCCCGUGGAGAAAACCUGCACCCAGCUCUUACCGUUCUCCUCUGAGGACUUAAUGCCUGUGGCUUGGCUCCGCCGUCAUCUGACUGUCUCGUCACUUGGCCUUGGGGAGGGGGGAUGGAGGAUUCAAGUAGUCCGUGGCUCCUCUGGGUAGCGGGCUGCCUUCUCUCCCGGUGCAGCAAGGAGGGCACUAGCUCUGAACCUAGGCAGCUGGAAAGGACUUUACCACUGUGUUUCCACCUCUUGCAGGUAUGAGCCGGUUGCAGCUUGGAAGCGGUCCCAAGCCAUCUAUGGUCAGAUGCAGGAACAGAGCAGCAAUUCCUUAGAGGGGGGAAGGGAGGGGGGAUUAUUUCAGUGAGCAUUAGGAACUGCACUGCCAGCCAGCUGUGUCGCACUUGCACCCCCAUGGGUGGUCACUAGGAAGGCAGGGUGGCCCAGGAGCGCUGGCUCUCCCAGCUGCUGUUUUCAUUCCUACUUGGGCCACCUCCACCGUGCAGCCGGGCCCGAGGCCCCCGGCCGAGGCGGGUGUUUUGGCAGCGAUGCGUGCGCACCAAGCUGCGGCAGGCGCUUGCCGACCAAAAGCAUUAGUCAGAAGAGCGCUGGCUCUCAACUGCUGACAAAACCCCCCAAUGUGAGCGUGUACCUGCGUAUCUGAGGUGAGGGAGGGGAGCGCUGGCCAGGCUGCCGGCUUCCUGCACGCUGAGUUGCCUUCCUCUUGGUGGCGGGGAUCUGACUGCAGAGCGAUGCUGAGUUCACUCCAAAAUCCUACAGUGAAUCUGGAGCAGAGCAUCCACAUCCAAGACCCCUGGGCAGAAACUUAUAUACUGCAUGUAGGCUAAUCAUAAGGUAUACUGUCCUGCCAUAGGUGAGACAGUUGUCAUGAGAAACUCCAGAGCUUUAAACUUGUGUUAAUGCACUGCAAGCUGAAAGCUGGCAAACAAACAUUACCCCGAGGGUGAAUUUCAUAAAGCUUUUAAGUAUCCUUCGUUAUACAAGCCUCAAAAGCUCAUUGACUGAUGCUUUCCUUGCCCUUGUAUAACUGAAUAACUGCUUCUGUUUAACAGCUGCUUCCCUUCUGCAAGUGAUUUGUCAGUUCUAAAAUAAGGGAGUUUUUAUUUUGUUUUGUUUUUUUUAGGAAAAAGAACGUUAAAGAUUUUUUUUGGUGACCGUUAGAGCCACAUUCUCUCUCUGUGGAUGCAAGACAUGCAUUAUCAGAGGAAUUGGCUUAAUUAUGUAUUUUAACUGCAUACGAAUAUGUAAAUAGAAUGUCUUAACUUUUCCCAACCAAUAUUUUUUUGGAAACUUUCUUUGUAAGAAACCAAAAGACAUGAAAUUCAAAGCUCAGUCACUCGUCUGUAUUACUGCCUAGUCCUUUUGUUACCUCUGACUUGUCCCGGAAGUAUCGGUCAGGCCUAGUUUCCUUGCUCUUCCAGCAAAUUAGGAGCCAUAGCCAAUUAGCUGAAACCAAAAUGUGGUCUAGAGAGCUCACCCUGGCAGCAUGACUGGGGAGAAGUACAAGUGGGGGAGGUUGUGCUGCAGUAAUUGAUUGCAGAGAUAUGGGGUAACUCUUGGUCAAAAAAAAAAUACAUAUAUCCUGAAGUCUGUUCCCUUAUUUAUUUAAGUUUCUUUAGGAAGAGAAACAGAGUCAGGACAAGCUGACUUAGGCCGUCCAUCUGUGUCUCAGAUGGAGGCGGGGGAGGAAGUUAAUUGGUGCUGACACUAGGACUUCCACAAAAGCUGCAAACUCUCCCCGAAAAAUCUUCUGCCCCAAGAGUGAAAUUCGCCAUCUAGAUGGCUUUCGUUGCCCUGGGUUUUUAGCCCAUGCUUAACAUUCCUCUACGCACUGGUGUUUGUGGCUCGGUUUAAGCUACAGCGUGAUUUACUGUUCAAAUGGUUAUGCACUGGAAGCAGGCAGUGUUGUGCCUUUCACCGCGAGGCUCGGGAAGAAAACCUAUCGCGCUGCCCCGUGAUGUCGGGGUGGAAACUGUUGUAAUUAAUGCACACGUGUCCUUAACACUAACAUGCAAAAAUUAUUCUGGCAAUUGCUCUUAAUUAUUGCAGAGCAUCUUGUUUCUCUCAGUUGUGUUGUAUUAAAUACAUACUGUCUCCUUACCAAUAAUUGCUAUUACAAUAUCUGUACCCUUUCUUGGGUUUAAUACCUCUCAAGACUACGUUUGCAGCAAGCAGGAGUCCGGAAGGUGCCGGUCAGCAGUUACCCUCUCUGGGGACCUGGGCACGACGUCCUGCGCCGGCCUGUUUCCACCUCGCUCUUACGGAUUGGGGUCGGGGCGGAUUUGGGCGCGAGCAUCGCGCGCUGCUCACGCUCGUCUUCUGGGACAAAGCGCCCGGCCGCGCGUUCGGGAUCGCCUUCUCUGGAGCGACUGCCUGGCGACUCGUACAGUCGGGGACCCGGAGCCCACGUUUCACAGGCUAGAAGCGACGCGCAGGGGAAGGAGAAAACGUGCCCUCUGCUUUAGCUCGCCCCUGCUCUGCUUCUAGGCCAGCUGAGCGCACGUGGCGCCGACGGAUUGGGGCGUAGGGCUCUUCCUUUAUUUAUAUACCUCUGUUCCCCACGUUAUUUUAAGCACAGUCGUGCAUUCUCCACGAAUUACUUCUAACGAUUCUUGCAGGACUGCUCCUUUGUUUAGGAAGCUGUUAAGUCUAAUGUGUUACCGGAAGGCAACUAGAACUGCUGUGCUUGUGUGUCUGUCUAGGUGUCAUCGCUAGCUACCGAGUCGUCUUCGUUCGUCUUUCCGUGUACGUUCGUUUUGUUGGUGGUGCCCUUUCGUUUAAUGCUAAAUAAACGCAUUCCUGCAGG